AUGGCAGUUAAUUUGACUUUCAUACAGCCAAUGUCAUCAAUAAAUGCAACAUUUAUUCUUCCCUCCAGCUUUUACAUCAUUGGACUUGACAAUAUCCCACAUGCAAAGUAUUACUAUGUGUUUCUGUGCUUUGUGUAUGCAGUGACUGUUUUGGGAAAUUUCUUUAUAAUGGGCACCAUAUAUCUGGCACGCAGCUUACACACUGCCAAAUAUAUAGCUGUCUUCAACCUGGCCUUGUCUGAUCUGUGUGGAAGCUCUGCUCUCAUUCCAAAGCUUCUGGACAUGUUUCUGUUUGAGAAUCAGUACAUAUCUUAUGAAGCCUGUCUAGCAAACAUGUUUUUUGUUUAUGUCUUUAUGACCCAACAGUCUCUUACUCUGCUUGCUAUGGCCUAUGACAGGCUAAUUGCUAUAUGUUUUCCACUGAGGUAUCAUGCAAUUGUCACCAAACCAGCAAUGACUUUGAUCAUCGGUGCUAUGUGGAUUCUGUCAAUGAGUUUCACUGCUCUGAUGGUAGUGCUAGUUACCCGACUGUCCUUCUGUAAAUCUACUACAGUUCACAGCUAUUUCUGUGAUCAUGGUCCUGUCUGUAGACUAGCCUGUAAUGAUUACUCCAUGAAUUACAUAAUUGGCAGUGUCCGUACUGCUACACUGCUUUACCUUCCACUGAUAUUAAUAGCCCUCUCAUAUGUUUGUAUUGGCUUUGCAUUACAGAAGAUCUCACAGGGUGUUGAGAGAAUCAAAGCUAUAAAAACCUGCACCUCUCAUGUCAUAUUAGUGGCCAUGUUUUAUCUACCAAUUAUUGGUAUUUACACUGCAGCCCUUACAACAUCUAUAAAUACCAAUGUCAGAAUAAUCAAUAGUGCUUUGACACAAACAAUCCCAUCCAUGUUAAACCCCAUCAUAUAUACUCUUAAAACAGAGGAGUUGUUACAGGCUAUUAAAGUACUCUACAAAAGGACCAAGGUAAACUCUGCAAUGUAA
Messenger RNA from Pygocentrus nattereri (red-bellied piranha), 981 nucleotides. RefSeq names its product olfactory receptor 1496-like. Gene Ontology annotation, molecular function: G protein-coupled receptor activity; olfactory receptor activity. The record is from RefSeq and is a predicted model, not a curated record. Lineage: Eukaryota; Metazoa; Chordata; Actinopteri; Characiformes; Serrasalmidae. The transcript has a single exon. Gene Ontology annotation, biological process: G protein-coupled receptor signaling pathway. Bases 1 to 981 code for a protein of 326 amino acids. Gene Ontology annotation, cellular component: membrane.